AUGGGUAUUCUCUUUCUUGGGCUCCCCUUCGACUCUCAGACCAUCCUUGCGGCAGUGGCGUUUGCAACUAGUCUAGUCAUCACUGUGCUUCUCUUUUUGAGCCCGCUGUGGCUCACGCUCCAGACGAAGAAGCUGCAGGCUGUCAUGCUCGUCAACGUGGUGAGCGCCACCGUGCUCGACGUGCUCAUCACGAUCGCCCUAUAUGCCGUACUCCACCGCCAGCGCAGCGGCCUGAAGAGCACAGACAACUUGACCAAUGGCCUGAUGGGAUUCAUGAUCACUCGCGGAAUCGUCACGACGCGAGUGGUGCCGGUUUUGGCGCAAGCGGCGACAAUAUUCACUUACCUCGCCAUGCCAGGUACCUUUGUCUCGCUGAUCUUCCAUCUUUCAACGAGCAAAAGUAUGUCUGUUCAAUCAUUCAGCACGUUCCUCGACUCUGACGUCCCCUCGCUGACUGCUGAUGAUAUCCCCGCGACCAAGUCUACGCGAACGCUGUUCUUACCACGCGCUGUUCUUACCACCCUGACCUCACGCAUGCCGCCCGGGGGUAUGGGGAACAAGUACACAGAGGUUCCUGGCGACACGUGGGGCGAGCGUGCCGAGCCCGACGCGCUCGCCACGACGACGACGAUCGCCUUCCAAGUGCAUCCUAGCACGCUCGCAGUGAGUCCCGUCGACCCCCUGGCGUCCGAGCUGCCCGUCCGCUUAACUCUUUCCGCCCCCCGGCGGUCAAUUGAGUCGAUCCAGUCAAGCCCGCCUAUAAUGCUGUGCUGCACUGCGCACGGUACACCCGACGCGGACCUGCGCCCCACUGCAGUCAAUAUAUCUGCAUACUGGUGGACGGGUGGACGCCUGGUCGAUGCUCGUGCCUGGCCAGAACGACCAUCGUCGCUCUGUUGCUCGGGCGGGGUCGGGACACGGCGAACGAACGAGAUCGAACUCGCACGAUGUGCCGACGACGCAGAUGCGCACGCGGAGGCGAAGACAUGGUAUCCCAAUACUACUGCUGGUAUGACGGUAUCUGGCUAUUCACUCACCUGGCACCUUGCGGCACAGCAGGACCUCCAGAGCCCGACAGCAGUCAGCCUGUUCCCCGCCCUCGAGCGCGAUCCCGAGUACUGCCGCGGUAAGAAGCAGAACAAAGCCUGCGGCAACGACCUGGGGUUGAUCGUGCCUGCGCAGCUGCGUGCCUGCUGUAUAUUUCUGGCCAUAAGUGCGGUAAUCAAGCUCGAUAAGAAAAAAGCUUGGGCAGAUAACCACGACGCCGGGCGCUGA
Messenger RNA from Heterobasidion irregulare TC 32-1, 1275 nucleotides. RefSeq lists its product as uncharacterized. The coding region runs from base 1 to 1275 and encodes 424 amino acids. Lineage: Eukaryota; Fungi; Basidiomycota; Agaricomycetes; Russulales; Bondarzewiaceae. The record is from RefSeq and is a predicted model, not a curated record. The transcript is spliced from 13 exons.